UUAUCUACAUCUUCCAAUGCUGCUUUUGAACAAUCUACUCCGCGCCUAUAUUGGCAAACAUGCUCUCCAUUCCAAACCAUAACUCUGCCAAUUAACAGAAGCUCGGAAUCCGUCUAAACCAUGCAUCCUCUAAUUGCUGUGCCCGCCAUUUUCGCGCUGGAGUACCGCGCCAUAUCCCACAAGUCCCUCACUCCAGCCGGCGCCCUUGUCGCGUUGCUCACCGCAAUCACGCAUGCCAUCCAUCCAUGGAGUGUCUUCUUCGUCCUCCUCGGCGUCUUCUUUCUCGCCGGGUCACAUGUAACUAAGAUCAAACACGAUGUCAAAGCCCGCCUUACCCUCUCAUCCGUCGGAUCUACCGCUGGCGAAGGCCCUCGGAACGCCUCCCAGGUCCUCGCGAACUCGCUCGUUGCCAGCGUCCUCGUCCUUCUGCACACGCUCGCCUUGCGCCUCCAAACGAACGCAGACCUACCAGAGGACCAGUUCUGUUUUCGGUGGGGCGCGAUAGGUCGUCCGGCAGAUGUGCUUGUGGUAGGAAUCGUUGCCAAUUAUGCGGCCGUGGCAGCGGACACGUUUUCCUCCGAGCUAGGCAUAUUGGCAAAUGCGGGCCCGCGACUUGUUACCAGGCCAUGGAAGACCGUCCCUAAAGGGACGAAUGGUGGAGUAACUGGAUUGGGAUUGGUGGCAGGUCUUCUGGGCUCCUCGAUUGUAACUUUCACUGCUACUUUGCUUCUCCAGUUCUGCGGCGGGAACGAUUUCGUCUCGCUGCUACCCAUGGAAUACCUUCAAAGGCCUCUAAAGCAUUUCGGGUCCAGCGGAGCGAGUGCCUCCAAGGCGUCUAUCCCGCCUUCGGUUAACGGGGAGUCCAAACCUUUGUUCACCAAGAUCUUUGACACGUUGUCCAAUCCUCGCGUUUCACUACUCAAGUACGUUCGCGGAGUGUCAUCGUCUCUACAGGGCAGUACUAUCCAGAGGGAAAUGAGCGCUUCUCUCUGGGACGCACGCAAGGUUCUUGGAUUCUUCGGAGUUAUGCUAUUUAUGGGACUAUUCGGGAGCAUCCUCGACUCGAUCCUAGGUGCUGUUUUACAGGCGAGCGUUGUUGAUAGUAGAAGCGGGAAGGUCGUGGAGGGCAAAGGAGGUGCCAAAGUUCCAGUCACCCCCCGAGGGUCCGCCAGCGGACUCGCUGGGCCUGAGACGACGAACUUGAGGAACCGCUCCGCCAAGAAAGAGCAUGGCGAAGAAUUGGACCGCAAAGUCUAUUAUGAAUCUCGCAAGGUUGCUGUGGGCAUGGAUGUCCUAAGCAAUAAUGGAGUGAACUUCUUGAUGGCUUUAUUGACGAGUCUCACGGCAAUGUCGCUGGCUUGCUGGUACUGGGAUAUCGCUCCACUGAAUAUCCUUGGAGUCUACAUUGAGGUGAUCGAUGCUAUCACCAAACCGUUCUCUGAUUUGUGGAAGUCUUCUGUCACAAAACCCUUCUCUACCUUGUGGGACUAGGGAGAAGGUGCCCCGUACAGUCCGUGUAUCACUACUAAGCUUUUGUCCACUGUCGCGAUGGAAGUUGUGGGUAUUCUAUCAAGUCAAUUUUACAUUUGAGCUGGAGUCAUCUAAUGCAUAUCGUCGCAAAUCGUCAUAGUGCAGUCAUGGAUUCGUCUC
Molecule: messenger RNA, 1650 nt
Organism: Eremomyces bilateralis CBS 781.70
Lineage: Eukaryota; Fungi; Ascomycota; Dothideomycetes; Eremomycetales; Eremomycetaceae
Exons: 2
Coding region: 121-1491 (456 amino acids)
Cellular component (GO): membrane
Source: RefSeq, a predicted model, not a curated record